UAUUAGAAGAAAACACUAUCGGCCCAAGAGUCCGAGCUUUCUUGUUCAAGGGGUUGGGACGAUACUCUGCCAUUGUUUCUGUGCUCGACUAACUCCAUUAGCUUCUCUAAUCUCUCUCUCUCUCUUUAUCGUCUCCUCUAGAUUUUGUCAUCGCAAUGGGGGACAGCGGGAACCUCGAGGCGUCGAUAGAUCGGCUUCUGAAUGAGGAGAAGCAGAUGAGACUCGCGGAGAACGUCGCCGGUACGAGGAAAGCGGCUACUGAGAUUCUGCAGCUCUGUUUCGAAGCCAAGGACUGGAAACUUCUCAAUGAGCAGAUUCUCAACCUCUCGAAGAAGCGUGGUCAGCUUAAACAGGCUGUGCAAUCCAUGGUGCAGCAAGCAAUGCAGUACAUCGAUCAGACUCCUGAUAUAGAAACUCGGAUUGAGCUUAUCAAGACGCUGAACAAUGUUUCUGCUGGAAAGAUAUAUGUUGAAAUUGAGAGGGCUCGGCUCACGAGAAAGCUUGCUAAGAUUAAGGAAGACCAGGGUCAGAUUGCUGAGGCUGCAGAUCUUAUGCAAGAAGUUGCUGUGGAGACAUUUGGAGCUAUGGCAAAAACUGAGAAAAUUGCAUUUAUCCUUGAACAAGUCCGCUUGUGCUUGGAUCGUCAAGAUUAUGUUCGUGCACAAAUCUUGUCUAGGAAGAUCAAUCCUAGAGUUUUUGAUGCAGAUACUAAAAAAGAUAAGAAGAAACCUAAGGAAGGUGAGAACAUUGUAGAGGAGGCUCCUGCUGAUAUACCUACUUUGUUGGAGCUUAAGAGAAUUUACUAUGAGCUGAUGAUUCGGUAUUAUUCUCAUAACAAUGAAUACCUUGAGAUCUGCCGUAGCUACAAGGCGAUAUAUGACAUCCCUUCUGUAAAAGAAAACCCAGAGCAGUGGAUUCCAGUCCUGAGGAAGAUCUGCUGGUUCUUGGUCUUGGCACCUCAUGACCCAAUGCAAUCAAGCUUGCUCAAUGCAACUUUGGAAGAUAAGAAUUUAUCAGAGAUUCCUGAUUUCAAGAUGCUUCUAAAACAGGUAGUGACAAUGGAGGUUAUUCAAUGGACCUCUCUCUGGAACAAAUACAAGGAUGAGUUUGAGAAAGAAAGAACCAUGGUUGGAGGUUCUUUGGGUGACAAAGCAGGUGAAGAUCUGAAACUGAGAAUCAUUGAACAUAAUAUACUCGUUGUCUCAAAGUACUACUCAAGGAUAACCUUAAAGAGACUUGCAGAGCUUUUAUGUCUGAGCAUUGAGGAGGCGGAGAAGCAUCUCUCGGAGAUGGUCGUGUCGAAAGCACUGAUUGCAAAAAUAGACAGACCAUCAGGGAUUGUGUGCUUCCAGGUCUCAAAGGACAGCAACGAGAUUCUAAACUCGUGGGCAGUGAAUCUGGAGAAGCUCUUAGAUCUUGUUGAAAAGAGUUGCCACCAAAUUCACAAGGAAACCAUGGUUCACAAAGCCGCACUGAGACCUUGAACAUCCAUCUGCUCUUCCAUGAAACUUUUCAGGAUCUUCGUUGAGUUUAUUAGCAUGUUUGGGUGGAAAAAGACUCCAAACACUUGUUUCCUUGUCAAGACUUCAGAUAUGUAGUAUGGUUUUGUACACUAGUUGGUUUUAUCAGCAAUUUGUUUUUCAAAGAUUUUUGGUGAACUAUUUAUUUUUAAGAUUAAGAAACACAGAGUGUAUUCGAUCUAUAAUUUCAAAAGUGAUUUGAUU
Molecule: messenger RNA, 1724 nt
Organism: Raphanus sativus (radish)
Lineage: Eukaryota; Viridiplantae; Streptophyta; Magnoliopsida; Brassicales; Brassicaceae
Product: 26S proteasome non-ATPase regulatory subunit 12 homolog A
Exons: 11
Coding region: 156-1484 (442 amino acids)
Cellular component (GO): proteasome regulatory particle, lid subcomplex; cytoplasm; nuclear proteasome complex
Source: RefSeq, a predicted model, not a curated record